AUGGCGGGCCAUCAGUCCUCCUAUAGCUACGGAUCAGCUCCCGCCGGUUCUUUGCAAAGCCAGCCGUCGACUUAUCAGCCUCCGUAUUCUCCAGCAGGUGCUCUAGGACAGCAAUACCCGGGGCAGCAGCAAUACCCAGGGCAGCAGCAAUAUCCGGGACAGCAGCAAUAUCCAGGACAGCAACAAUACCCAGGGCAGCAACAAUACCCGGGACAGCAACAACAAUAUCCUGGAUAUGAAUACAACAACCAGCCCACUCAACGUGAUCAACACUAUACCUACCAGCCCAUCCAGCAAUCGCAAAAUUCGCCAUAUUCACUUCAACCAUACGGCGCUCCGCCAUUUAGCCACAAUAUCCAACCGACACCGGCCUCUCCAGGGUACGAUGAGAAUCAAAAGCUUAUGGUGCAGCGUACACAUGUAGACACCUCAGUCGACGUAGGAGAUCUUCGACAAGCCAUGAAAGGAAUAGGCUGCGAUGAGCGUGCCCUUGUCCGCGUCUUUACCAAUUCAAAGUACCAAAACCCAUGGGCACUUCAACAGCUGCGACAUGACUACGAUGUUCGAUUCGAUCGCAAUCUGGAAGAGGAAAUCACGAAGGAAACUCGAGGAGAUUUCAAAGAUGCAUUGAUAGCUUUGAUCAAGGGACCUCUCGAUCACGAUGUGUCUACACUUUACAAGGCAUUGAACGGGCUGGGUACCGAUGAAGAGGCCCUGAUGGACGUUCUUCUCUGUCGUUCCAACGCCGAUAUCCGAGCCAUUGCUGCCCAUUACCGUCAUACCAAGGGCAAAGAUCUGCUUACCGUUAUCAAAGGCGACGUUAAUGAUACCCUUUUCCGCCUCUACAGCAUGGUCCUCUCCGCAACCCGCGCCGAAGACGCAGCCCCCGUUGUGCCCGCAGACAUUGACCGCAACGUCGCCGAACUGCAGCGUGCUACCGAAGGCACCAUUGGCAAAAACGCCAUUGCCGUCGCACAAAUCUUCACCAGCGCCAACAAUGCCCAGCUGCGAGCCAUGAGCAACAUCUACCAGCAGAAAUACCACCGCAGUCUGCAGUCGGUCAUUGAGAAAGAGUUUAGGGGCGACAUGGAAGACGCGUUACUGUGGAUGCUUACUUCUGCCACGGACGAUGGCGGGAAGGCCGACGCAGACUCAUUGCGGGCACCGCUACAAGAGACUCUGAAGAAUAAGAGGGCCAUCACGUAUCGAGUGUUGAGAUUGUAUUGGGGUAAUAGCGCGAGGCUCUAUGCGGCGCAGGCGGCGUAUCAACGCUUUUACCAUAAAACUUUGGACAAGGAGCUGGAAGAUUCGUUGCGUGGAGAUUAUGCGAACCUAAUGGUCGCGUUGGUUGGAGGAUGGAUGUAG
Messenger RNA from Trichoderma atroviride IMI 206040, 1365 nucleotides. The record is from RefSeq and is a predicted model, not a curated record. NCBI's taxonomy places the organism in Eukaryota, Fungi, Ascomycota, Sordariomycetes, Hypocreales, Hypocreaceae.